UAUCGAUUUCUGACAGCUCGACUGGUGAAUCUGUUUAUAUGGUCGUCUAAAAAAUAAGUUGAUAGUUUUUAGGUGCAUUAUUGUAAACCACUAACUGGAUACAGUCCAAGUAGCUUGCCAUACCAUUGAUGGUGUGAUAGAUCUAUAGCGGAAUAAGCAUCAACUGGGCACAAAAAUGGAGGUGAAGGAAGUGGUCGUGAUUGUUAAAUGGAGUGGUAAGGAGUACCCGGUGGACCUCACCGACCAGGACACCGUGGAAGUGCUGCGCCACGAGAUAUUCCGCAAGACACAGGUGCGUCCUGAGCGCCAGAAGCUGCUUAACCUAAAGUACAAAGGAAAGACAGCAGCCGACAAUGUGAAGAUCAGCGCCUUGGAGCUGAAGCCCAACUUCAAGCUUAUGAUGGUGGGCUCCACGGAGGCGGACAUUGAGGAUGCCUGCAGCCUGCCGGAUGAUAUUGGCGAGGUGGUCGAUGACUUCGACGAUGCCGAUGAACGCGAGGAAUCCGUAGAGCACUCCUCCGUAUAUUUGGCCAAGGUGCAGCGUCGUGUGCGAGACUACAAGAUCAAGGAACUAGCACCGCCGCGUGAGGGCAAGAAGCUGCUUGUCCUGGACAUUGACUAUACCCUAUUCGAUCACCGCUCGCCGGCUGAAACGGGCACGGAGCUAAUGCGUCCGUAUCUGCACGAGUUUCUGGCUUCCGCCUACGAGGAUUACGACAUCGUCAUCUGGUCCGCCACCAGCAUGCGCUGGAUCGAGGAGAAGAUGCGCCUGCUGGGCGUGGCCAGUAACGAGAACUACAAGGUGAUGUUCUACUUGGACUCCACCGCCAUGAUCUCAGUUCAUGUGCCGGAGCGCGGUGUGGUGGAUGUGAAGCCGCUUGGUGUGAUCUGGGCCCUGUACAAGCAAUAUAGCUCCAGCAACACCAUCAUGUUUGAUGACAUACGUCGCAACUUCCUGAUGAAUCCCAAGUCCGGCCUAAAGAUCCGCCCAUUCCGCCAGGCCCAUCUCAACCGCGGCACGGACACUGAGCUACUUAAGCUGUCCGACUACUUGCGCAAAAUCGCUCACCACUGCCCGGAUUUCAACUCGCUAAACCAUCGCAAGUGGGAGCACUACCAUCCCAAGAAGAACUCCUGAACUCUUCCUCGUUUGCAAUCGUUUGUAAGAUUUGAAUAGAAUUAUGUUUUAUUAAAUUAAUAUGCAUUUUGUACGCAUUGCGUUCCAGCCGACAA
This is a messenger RNA of Drosophila santomea, 1233 nucleotides long. RefSeq names its product ubiquitin-like domain-containing CTD phosphatase 1 (gene Ublcp1). The record is from RefSeq and is a predicted model, not a curated record. Gene Ontology annotation, biological process: protein dephosphorylation. NCBI's taxonomy places the organism in Eukaryota, Metazoa, Arthropoda, Insecta, Diptera, Drosophilidae. Gene Ontology annotation, molecular function: protein binding; protein serine/threonine phosphatase activity. The coding region runs from base 176 to 1138 and encodes 320 amino acids. Gene Ontology annotation, cellular component: nucleus. The transcript has 2 exons.